AUGGGCAGAACAUCUGACACAGAGGUUAAUGAUGCCAGAUCUGAUGUGCCUGGGGAUACCUUCAUCAGCCUGCGAGAUGGCACCGCAAACGAUGUGCAGGAUAUGCAGCGGAUGGGCAAGCAGCAGCAACUCCAAGUGAGUGAACAGUCCAAUGGGUUGAAGCGCAGCAUGUCGUACCCAGCAUGGAAUGCCCUUACUCAGAUUGUCUUCUAA
This is a messenger RNA of Trichophyton verrucosum HKI 0517, 213 nucleotides long. RefSeq lists its product as uncharacterized. The record is from RefSeq and is a predicted model, not a curated record. Lineage: Eukaryota; Fungi; Ascomycota; Eurotiomycetes; Onygenales; Arthrodermataceae. The transcript has a single exon. Bases 1 to 213 code for a protein of 70 amino acids.